CAUUUGACAAACUAGUCUCCACUUUAUGAGUCUUUCAUUUCCAAUCUGACGCCCCAAAAGGAAACUGUCUUGGUUUGUUUGUGGAUGUCUUCUUUCUCACAUCUAUGGCUGCAGCCACAUCUAACUGGCAACAUUCUUAUGGCUUGGGCCCUCGAGGUCCAAACCCGAAACUUGGUGCUGACCCGACAAAGGGACCCCAUCAGGCGGCUCCACCACCUGCAGGUCCCCCUCGUCUUGAGGAGCAGCAGCACCACAAACCAUACUUCUACAUCCAGCCGCAGCAGCCAUACCUGCCCAUGCAGGGUCUGCAGUGGCCUGUUGCUUUGCCCAUGCCUGUGUCCUACAACCCAUACUAUGGCUACCAUGGCUUAGGUUACGGCCUCCCAAUGAUGCCCCACUACCAGCCCAACCCUUACAUGGAGUCACCUGGCUUUGUUGUUCCUCACACUCACCUACAUUUGAUGGAUUACAGACGUGUUCUAAACCCCCAGCAUUACCAGACCAUGGCCUACCACACCCGCAGAUUCCGCUACCAGCACAACUCCUCACCCAAAGCGAUGACCAACUCCGAGGUUCAAACUGAGCCCCUUGAAUCGGCUCACAGGACCAGCGUCCAAAGUUCCCUCAAGAACUUAAACAACCCUUCCAGUGUCCCCACUGCGCAGCGUCUCUCACCAGUCUUGGCUGUACAAAAGGAGGAUCGUUCUUCAGAGCUUCAGGAGAAUGUACCUACUUCCAGCGCCACCAGGACUCCAUCGAAUGACAGCUUUGUGAUUCAAACAGAGGAGGUGAGGAUCGAAUGCUGCACCACGCCUGUGGGACUACAACUGCUACAUGCUCAUGAAAAUGCAGACGUGUCCCACAGCUUUUCUCAAGACGUGGUCCAAUGUAGCUCCCUUCUUCGGAGCCUGAAAGAUGAGGGGCUCAAACUUCCUGGAGACCAGGCUGAACAAGAACUCCAAGUUUGCCCUGACAUCCUGUUGGUUGGUAAAUUGAGUGCUACUGAGAAGAUCCUCACACUGGAGGAACCUGGGAACCACACAAAUCCUACACGUAAAAACUCUAGCUUAAGAUUUGAAGAGGUGCCUUGUUCCAAAGCUGAGGACACAAAUGGUGAUUUUGGUGUCACUGCAAAUAAAUUCCACCUCAAAGACAUYCACUUGCCAUUUGAUCCAAAGUAUCUGGAUGAACUUAGGAAGAUGGAGUCUGCAGUCUGGUCAGCAGAAGAAACUUUGAUUUCUUCCCCUGAAUUACUGAUCCAAAACAGCUUUGUGAAGUCRAACAGCAUCUCACAGACGGCUGCAACAGAAACAAAAGCACCAGAGGUCUUKGUGUUGAACGAGGAGGCUCCUAUAGAGAUUGUCCAGGUGAUUGAGAUGGUUCCUCUGGCUGAGGAUGAACUGGAGGUUCCUCUUGUKGAGACGAUGGGGAGUGAAAUGAUGACCUCUGAGGGUGAUAUUUGCCUCACCGCAGAAGAUUCUCCCAUGUCUGAGCUAAUGAACUCAGCAGAGGUGGUGCCUUCACCCAAUUUGGUGGCACUGGACAAUUUGCCUCUUAAAGCAGGCGGAGGUCAACAAAAGCAAGAAACAAAUGACGAUGAGAAUCAAGACACGUCAUUUGAAUCCUUGCCUGCUUCCCUCCCUUCUACCAGCUGGCUUUCUCACUUUGAUCACAGCUACUACUGCAACAAAAUGCCAUCAGCUCCUAAGAAGAACAGGCCACUGAGCAGUCACAAUUCCAAUGUGCCGAAGAGACGAAGGAAGCUGGACACGGACUAUGUAGAGCAACCUUGUAUUCGAAAGCCAAAAGAGAGGUACAAACCCAAAGGGAAGGAGGAUCGGCAAAGCUUCUCUGACCAUGAGUGCUGCAUCGGCAGAAAUUUCAAUGAGAACUUAUUCAGCCCUUACUUGUCCAAUAAGGAACGACUGUGUUCCAGAUGUAUGGCAAARCGCAGGGUGUGCACGUCUCCCGUUUCAGAGUGUGAUGGCCACAGCUCAAAGAGAAAAGCUGUUCCCUUCCAGCAGUGGAACGAUUGUCUCUUACCAACAUGUGACACAUGUAGAUCUCACACCAAGCAGCGACCGAGAAAAGACUUUCACCGAUGUGACGCGGAGGGCGACUCUUCUGGAAACAGCUCUUGCCGGACCACCCCAAAACAGAGGACCACUAAUGGCGCCGUAAAGCUUACGGAGCCUAAGAGGCCGUUGACACCCAAACAAAAUAACAGACCUUCUGCUGUAAUCUACCCAAAGCUACUGAACUGUGCGUGUGAUGACCUGCAGCACCGUUCUGUCGCUUUGGAGAGGCUGCACCACUGUCCACAUGGCAACACCAUCCGAGAAAUGGACGAGAACUGCGCCAGGCCAGUUUCCAUCAAGAACAAACGGAGGAACGCGGAUCAGAUAUACCUAACACGMAGCUGGCAAUCUGAAAAGUCAUGGACGGAUGUGAUACCCAGCCUUGAUGGUGACUGCUCACCGAGUGAACCCACAUCACAUAUUGAUCACAAAAAAGCACAAACACAAGGAUCUCUCACUAAAGACACAAGAUACUAAUUUUUAUUUUUUUCACAU
Austrofundulus limnaeus is the source of this 2573-nucleotide messenger RNA. RefSeq lists its product as uncharacterized. Lineage: Eukaryota; Metazoa; Chordata; Actinopteri; Cyprinodontiformes; Rivulidae. The record is from RefSeq and is a predicted model, not a curated record. Bases 105 to 2555 code for a protein of 816 amino acids. The transcript has 5 exons.